AUGGAUGCCGAUGUCGAUGCGAUCGAUAUCGAUGAUGAUGAUGACGACGAUACUGGUAUAUUCAGCAUCGCCAAUGACUGCCAAAGUGAGGACGAUGACGCCCUCACUGGUGAAAACAAUGUUCUUUCAGCAGUGCACACGAAGCCGACUGCUGUUGACAAGGAGGAAUCAGCAGAGGAAUUUCUGCCGACUCGCGAAGCAGUUUUCCGCUUCGUUCAAGACUCUAUUGCAGUAGCUAGACAGACAAAAAAGAAACGCAGACAAACAGGAAGAGCAAUGUUCUUUCAUUUGAUGCAGGAGGCCUAG
Messenger RNA from Peronospora matthiolae, 306 nucleotides. NCBI's taxonomy places the organism in Eukaryota, Oomycota, Peronosporomycetes, Peronosporales, Peronosporaceae. The record is from the annotation of a GenBank genome assembly.